Molecule: messenger RNA, 1016 nt
Organism: Aspergillus sclerotioniger CBS 115572
Lineage: Eukaryota; Fungi; Ascomycota; Eurotiomycetes; Eurotiales; Aspergillaceae
Exons: 3
Coding region: 72-734 (220 amino acids)
Source: RefSeq, a predicted model, not a curated record
CUGACAUCGUCGGCGAGGUUCCUCCCUAAAAAGGCUCCGCGUUUCCAAAGCUGCCCCAAGCCGAAGCCAUCAUGGCCAGUCAACCCCACAGAAGAAAGGGUGGCCGCAGUCGACAGCCCGACGCGACCAACCCCGCCGGAGGUGUACAAGAGCCCAAUAGAUCAUACAGAUAUCAUAAUUCGCGUCAUCCUCUCCCGGCCCGUCCUGAUAUGCAUGGCCCCGGCGCUCCGCCUGGCUACGAUUUUGCCUUGCCACAGCCAAUCCCACAGCCCGAGUGCAACGCAAUGAUGGCCCACGGCAUGCAAAUGAAUCACCAGCGGAGGGAAAUGGAGAAUUGGAACCGAAUGUAUUUAGAACAGGGCCGAUUCCCGGAUUCUCAGCCAAUGUACCAAGGACCUGGCCUAGCUCCAGCUGGUCAACCUUAUCCUGAGCUUCGUGGUUCUGAUCCAAGGGAAUGCGGUCUUCAGGCGCCGGGUGGAGUACCCUAUUCCGGCCCCGUUGGAGAUUCCGUUGGCGUCUAUGGAUAUCCUUUUCAACCAACAUCUUCGUCGAUGCCUCCUCGAAACCCUGAAGAUUUUCUCAGACUUCGGAUGAAUGGAAGCAAUGGAGGCGCUGUCAGGUCUAUUCUUCGCGGAGAUGCGCCAGAGUUUAUCCCUCGCAAGAAGCCCUUGGAGGAAAUGAACCAGGUCUUGAUUGUCAGCAGUACUUGGCCUGCGGGGUCGCGAGGACUGUGAGGCUUUGGUGACUUUUCCGGAUUCAUCGAUUAACAUGGCUGCGUUGUUCCGGUGUGUUAGAGAUACCCAGGGCUGAUUGUUAUCUUCAUUCACGCUUUGCUUCUCUCUGGAGAUAGUCUUCACGCAUGUUGGAGCAACGUGGCAGGUUGAAUAUCUGGAUUGGGUUUCUUUUGCUUGCUGUUCCCUUUGAUUGAUGCGGCGCUAGAUGGCUGACAGGUGCUUUCGGGUUUACGUGGGGUUCAGUGGGGUUCUCAUGGCUUAAUCUUGCUAAAUAAUUUUCAG